GAAUCUUGAAUCUUCACAUAACAGAUAAUUCCUCUUAACCACUUCGUUAAAUCCCCAUCCCCUCUUUCUCUCUCUAGACUCCUCAUACAUAAUAUAUUAACCUUUCGCGGCGAUUUCACGUCAAACACAAAACGCAGAGGCAAACAACGGAGCGAAAGAGCGGCGAUUUAAAGAGGUUUGGAUGGUGUUUUCCGGUAAGAAAAGAGAAACAACGGAGGAAGAUAUGGAGAGAUUGAAGCCACUGCACAAUUUCGAUUCACCCUACUUAAAGUGGGGGAACCAGAAGCUUCUACGCUGCAUGAAGGUAGUCGAUCGGAGUCAUUCCACGGAGAGCGGCGGCGGCGGCUCUAUGAUCGGAACACGGCCGAGAGAUUCGGAUUUUGAAAAACGAAAGCGAUUCAGAUCGAGUGGUGAUAUUAAUAAGGUUUCUUCGUCGUCGGCGAGGAUAAACGUCGCCGGAGACGGUGAGAUAUCGGCGACUAGAGAGAAACUGAUGAUCGAUUUUCAUAAACAGGUUGGCGAGAUAAAGGACGCUAUUCUCCGAGACGGUCUGGUGGAUGCAACCGCAACGACUUCGUUCAAUUCUCCGGCAGAUAGGCCGUGGAAUUUGAGGACUAGAAGAGCUCCGACGAACGGCGUUAACGGUAACGGUGAGGUUUUGAAACCUAAUUCUUCUCCGGUAACAAACGAAUACAAAUAUCCGUCUAAUAACGGUAACGGUGAGAAAAAAGAGAGAGCGAAGUUUUCGGUUUCACUUUCACGGCGUGAAUUGGAGGAAGAUUUUAUGGCAAUGGCUGGCCGGAGACUGCCACGUAAGCCGAAGAAACGACCGCGUUUUGUUCAAAAGCAAUUGGAUACUCUGUUUCCGGGAUUGUGGUUAUCGGAGAUAACCGCUGAUCUUUACAAAGUUCCCGAUGAGGCCGAAACCGGGAAGAAGUAGUAUUAGGGAUUUGAUGGAUAACAACAAUGGAUAAGUAUGAUGAUUCUUGAUUUCUUUGGUGUAUGGCUGGAAUUGAUGCUAAUUUUGGGUAGUCAAAACAUGUUCAUAUUUGUAGUUUUUGAUUGUGAAUGCAAUAAAUCUUAAGGUUUCUAAUCUUUAUAACUUUUCUCUUAA
Molecule: messenger RNA, 1114 nt
Organism: Helianthus annuus (common sunflower)
Lineage: Eukaryota; Viridiplantae; Streptophyta; Magnoliopsida; Asterales; Asteraceae
Exons: 3
Coding region: 182-940 (252 amino acids)
Source: RefSeq, a predicted model, not a curated record